Malus domestica (apple) is the source of this 922-nucleotide messenger RNA. Its product is annotated as protein PHLOEM PROTEIN 2-LIKE A9-like. NCBI's taxonomy places the organism in Eukaryota, Viridiplantae, Streptophyta, Magnoliopsida, Rosales, Rosaceae. The record is from RefSeq and is a predicted model, not a curated record.
UUUUCUUCCCAAUGGAUCAAGGGUUUAUAUAAAGGAGGUAGACUAGAGGUUCUAAAAAUCAAAACAUCGGCAAAAAUAAAAAAAAAGCCAGAAAAAAAGAAGAAAACAUAACUGCAGCGGCAGAAGAAAGAAUAAGAAGAAGAAAACCGAGUUAGGUUUCGAAAUGUCUCUGAGUACUAAACCUCAUUUCCAAGCAGAGGAAGAUGAAAUAACAAAACGGGGAGAUAGUUACAUCCUCAACCCACGGGGACUUAGCAUUGUAUGGGGCAAUGUUGAACACCACUGGAAAUUACCUAAGAAGCUAUCCAAAGGUGACUCUAAUGACCCUGCGGAGCUGAAACAGGUUUCUUGGCUAGAAGUAACCGGCUCAGUUAGUUUAAUACCUACGAAGACGUACCAAAUCAGCUUUGACGUAGAACUGACACCUUGUGCAUUUGGUUGGAGAGACAUACAAGCUUUCUUGAUGGCCAAGGUAGGGAAAAGGGGCAAGUACAAAUGGACCAAAGUUAAAGUAGUGCAGGAUCCAAAUGUAGGCAGAUUCACAAUUCCUGACAAAACCAGCCCGCCAUUGAGAAUUGAAGUUCUGCCCGCUAGUGUCGAUAACAUGCUUCACUUUGGUCUGUAUGAAAUCUGGAGUGGAAAAUGGAAGGGGGGCUUGAAAAUUCAUCAAGCAAAUGUGACAGAAGUAACUUCGACCUUAGCUUAAAUUAGUCCGCAGUUCCCAUGGUAUAUUCUAUAUAUACAAUACACGUAUGUAGUGAAAUAUUUUCUUCGUUGGGUUUUAUAUAUGUGACUAUUUAAUAAUGAUAACUUACCUCAUAUACGGUUAUUUGAGAUCAUAUACUAGCUAGUAUGAAGUAUUUGCUACUGUAGCAUGUAUUUGUAUCUCAGUCACAUGAAUAAAUUAUUUCUUAUAUAUUCA